AGAAGUCCACGGAUGGCUUCAGACACUGAGUCCGGCGGCCAGCGACCAAUGCUGGCCUCUCAACGCAAAGACACUCCCUCCGACGCCACCAGGACCGCAGGAAAGGCUGGCUACUUCCCCCUGGGCUACAAGGAGGGCUUCAGUCAAUGGAAGCCCCCGACCCAUACCCAGACUGGCUCAGCCCCUGCCUCGACGAACGCCUCAACACAGGAUGUCACAAAGACCGAUGCCCGUCAGGCAGACCCCGUCACCACCUCCACGCUCAACGAUCCCUAUGGUCCUCGAAAAUGGAACUCUGACUUGGUAGAAUUGGCAGGAAAGAGUCGCUUCUUGAACGAGUUUUCGGUAGAGAGAAUCGGUGAAGAGGUUGACAACAAUCUCGUCAUGAUUCACGGCUACGGUGCUGGCCUUGGUUUCUUCUACCGCAACUUUGAGAGCCUGUCUAGACUGCCGGGCUGGAAGUUGUACGCUCUGGACAUGCUCGGCAUGGGUCGUUCCUCGCGCCCGCCCUUCAAGAUCCACGCCAAAGAUCGUCAGGCCAAGAUCGAAGAAGCUGAGAGCUGGUUCAUUGAUGCUAUCGAGGAGUGGCGCGUCAAGAAGGGCAUUGAUCGUUUCACUCUGCUCGGUCACAGCAUGGGUGGCUACAUGGCUGUCGCGUACGCAUUGAAGUAUCCUGGCCAUCUCAACAAGCUGAUCCUGGCCUCGCCUGUUGGUAUUCCCGAAGACCCUUACGCUGUCAAUGCCGAUCUACCUGAGCCCGAAGACUCGACAAUGGUCAACGAGUUUACCCAGGACCAGACAAACUCUGCCAAUGGCACGAAUCCCGACAUUUCUGCCUCGUCAAAGACUGGAGACAAUAACAACUUCAUGAACGCCAAAGCGAAAAGAGAUGCCGCCAACAACAGCGGUAAACCUCCUAAGAAGCCAUUGCCCAAAUGGCUCACCACUCUCUGGGACGCAAAUAUCUCGCCCUUCUCGUUUGUCCGCUGGUCUGGUCCCCUUGGUCCCCGUCUAGUGUCUGGCUGGACGAGUCGGCGCUUCAGCCACCUCCCAGCUGAAGAAUCGCAAGCUCUUCACGACUACAGCUACUCCCUCUUCCGUCAACGCGGAUCAGGCGAGUACGCUCUGGCCUACAUUCUCGCUCCUGGUGCCUUUGCUCGUAGCCCUCUGAUCCGUCGCAUUCAAGGUGUAGGCCGCCAAUGGAUUUCAGAACCUCAUUCCGCACCUACCCCUGACGACACUUCUUCGGCACCUACUGGUCUCUCCAAGGUCCGCGAGACAGGUAUCCCUGUCGUUCUCAUGUACGGUGAGAACGACUGGAUGGACAAAGACGGCGGACGUGCGGCAGCAGAGAAAAUGCAAGCCGAGAAGCANAAAGCUCUUUCCACUGCCACGGAAGAGGAAAAGAAGAAAGAGAAUGGCGAUGCCAAGGUAGUGGUUAUCCGCAAGGCUGGUCAUCAUGUUUACCUUGAUGGCGCGGACCAUUUCAACAGCGUUAUGGAUGAGGAGAUGAGAGAUGUAGAGGUCAGAGAGAAGAGACUUGGAUUCAUGAAGUAA
Aureobasidium uvarum is the source of this 1557-nucleotide messenger RNA. The record is from the annotation of a GenBank genome assembly. Lineage: Eukaryota; Fungi; Ascomycota; Dothideomycetes; Dothideales; Saccotheciaceae.